AUGCCUUCUUCGCUCCUCCGCGUCGUCUUCGUCGUCUUCGUCUUGGGCACCGUCACGACGGUCUCUGGUGGCACGCUUUCGGUUCCUCUCCAGCGAAGAGGCCCCAGUCCAGAGCAUUACAAGACGCUUGCCCGCGCCAUUUCCCGUCGUGCCACUGACAACGGCACCGCCGAGCUGACUGCUCUCAACAACAUCACUGCCGCCGGAUACUAUGUCGACUUCUCCAUUGGCACGCCUGGCCAGAGCCUCAAGUUCCAGCUCGACACCGGCAGUAGUGAUACAUGGAUGAACUCGCCCCAGACUCGCUACUGCAGGAGCGCCGCCGCCCAGUCACAGUCGGGCUACUGCACGGCUACUUUCAAGCCCGAAGACAGCAAGACGUUCAGCCUCGUCGAUGAAGGCGGCUUCGACAUCACCUACCUCGACGACCAACAGAUCACGGGCGACUACUUCAACGACACCGUCACCAUUGACGGUCACGAAAUCACCAACCAACAGCUGGGCCUUGCCCUGUCGUCCAGCCGGGCCACUGGCAUCGUGGGCCUGGGCUUCAGCGCCAAUGUCGCCACCUCCAACAAGUACCCUACCAUCGUCGACAACAUGGUUGACCAGGGCAUCAUUGCCCAUCCAAGCUUCAGUCUAUACCUGAACGGCAUCGAUGCCCAGUCUGGCACCAUCCUGUUCGGCGGCAUCGACUCAGCCAAAUAUCUCGGCAGCCUCGCCAGUCUCCCGCUGAGGCCCAUGCCCAACGACCGCGGCACAAACGUCACCUCGUACGCGAUCGCCAUCAAGUCGCUAUCUGCCACAGGCGUCAAGGUGCCCCCCGUGGCCCCCGAGUCCGUCGCCAUCCUGGACUCGGGCUCCACCAUCUGCCUCGUGCCGGACUCCAUAGCCAACCCCAUCCAGGACAAGUUCGGCGUCGUCACCCUCCAGGCUCAGGGCGGGCCUGCGACCCCCCUCAUCGACUGCGCUUGGAAGGGCGGCAAGGGCAAGGGCGCCGGCCUCAGCUUCGGGUUCGGCGGCAAGACCAUCAACGUCCCCAUCGCAGACAUGGCCGUCGACAACCUCCCCGAGGAAGCGCAGCAGAUCCUGAAGGGCGGCGACGCGCCCCCCGUCCUGAGGGGCUGGGGCCGCGUCUGCCUCUUCGGCCUCGGCGGCUCCAGGGCGUACGGCGUCAGGAGCGACCGCUUCUACCUGCUGGGCGACACCUUCCUGCGCUCCGCCUACGUCGCCUACGACCUGGCCAACAGGCAGGUUGGCCUGGCCCAGUCCAACGUAAACGCCACCGGCUCCAACGUCGUCGAGAUUCAAAAGGGUGCCAAGAGCCUCCCCAACGUCACGGGCUCCGACGGGCCGGGGCCCGAGGUGAGACAAGACAGCGCCUCUGGCCGUAAUGUCCCCUCCUCCGUCGCCGCCGUCCUCGUCCUGGGCGCAGCUGUCGCCUUCUCAGCCGUGUAA
Metarhizium album ARSEF 1941 is the source of this 1458-nucleotide messenger RNA. Its product is annotated as Peptidase A1. The coding region runs from base 1 to 1458 and encodes 485 amino acids. Gene Ontology annotation, biological process: proteolysis. Lineage: Eukaryota; Fungi; Ascomycota; Sordariomycetes; Hypocreales; Clavicipitaceae. The transcript is spliced from 4 exons. The record is from RefSeq and is a predicted model, not a curated record. Gene Ontology annotation, molecular function: aspartic-type endopeptidase activity.